CUUGAGUGUCAUUUGAUCUUUUCGUGUUUAAACCUAGGGUUCAGGGUUUCUCAGGAUGAUGGAGUUUCCGAAAACAAUAAAUAUUGGGCUCUGUGUGAUAUGCAUUGUAGUCUAGUAAGAGCAUUUAGGUCUUGGGCUGUUUAUACGGCAGUGUCCUAGCAUUUUAAUUUUUCUUUUAUGUUUUGUCUUUUCUCAUAAAGCCUAUGCAUCAAGGGAAAGCAUAGUUCAAUAGACGAAACGUGAAUAAAAGCCAUCGUCCUAUUUCCAGGUGAUAUAAAAAUAUUAUCUCUCUCUACCACUCUCCAAAAAUAAUUAAAGAAAAAACAGAACUGCUGCACAAUCUUUUACGUCCUACGGUAUCAGUAGUUUGUACCAUUGGUGAAGAAAUACGCCUUUUUUAACGGUUCAUGUUCAGUUAACAAAUGAGAUUAUCGGAAAUUUAUGGGUACGUACCAACAAAAUGGUUAAGCGUCAUAGCAAUUGUUUCCUUUACCAUUUGCGAAAUUAUCAAUCUAUUGGAAAUAAUAAAGCAUCAAAGUCGUGCUUCAAUUGCUGCUUUCAUUGGAACCAUUGGUGAGAUAAUUUCCUGGAUCGUCCGACUUUAUGCCUCCUCUCACAAUAACGAUGAUACAGACAUUGUUCCAGACAUCAUACAAUGUGUUUUGAUCAUGGAUUUUCCUGUUUUCUACACUGCACAAAUGUGUACUGCACUUAAGCAUUUAGUUACGCAAUAUGGAGCCGAUAUUGGUGUCCUUGGCCAGAGACUCUAUGGGCUCGCUUAUAUCACUAGUGAUGUCAUUUCCUUGAUCAUACAAUUUGCGAGAAUUGAUACCGCUACUGAAGAAAACAAAGACGGUAGGAAAGAACAUGCCGGUUCUGAUAUUAUCUUGCUUGGUAUCUUCCUACAACUUGCGACCGUGCUCGCUUUCGCCGUCUGCAGUGUUGAUUAUUGGUACCAUCACCAUUAUAUUAAACCCUAUAACCCGGCUUACGAGCUUAGCUAAGGUAACAUAUUGAUUAUUAUAACCCGUUUCCAAUUUCACGCCGGGAAAGAAAUAAAAGGAUGAGUCACAUUAGACUAUUUGAUAAUUUAUAUGAUAUUCCGUUUUGAAG
Molecule: messenger RNA, 1113 nt
Organism: Schizosaccharomyces japonicus yFS275
Lineage: Eukaryota; Fungi; Ascomycota; Schizosaccharomycetes; Schizosaccharomycetales; Schizosaccharomycetaceae
Exons: 2
Coding region: 423-1004 (193 amino acids)
Cellular component (GO): membrane
Source: RefSeq, a predicted model, not a curated record